Molecule: messenger RNA, 1698 nt
Organism: Symbiodinium sp. CCMP2456
Lineage: Eukaryota; Dinophyceae; Suessiales; Symbiodiniaceae
Source: the annotation of a GenBank genome assembly
AUGUCUGUAGUGGAUCUGCUUACUGAGGGAGCCGUCUUGCGUCGCCAUGCCUUGCAACGGAUGAAAGGGCUCACUUCGGAGCAGGAUUACAAGGCGUUGAAGGAUGAGACGGCCGAGGAAGUGGCUGCGGGCUUCCUCUCGGGGCCAUACCACUCGGAGCAAGAGGUCAGCAACAUCUUGAAGACAGAGGGAUGGUCGCUCUCGCCACGUUUGCUUCUGAGGCAGGGCGAGGACUCCAAAAUCAGGAUCAUCGACGACUUCAAGAUGUCGGCAGUGAACAACCGCACCCGGGUCAGGGUUCCCUUGCUAGAUGGCUCGGUGCUCGAGGGGGAAUGGGACUCUCAGAUGCUGCACCAGCCGGCCCUGCUGGGGAAGACGCUGGACCUGAGCAAGGCUUACCGGCAGCUGGGCAUACAUCCCGCUACUGGCGAGCACGCCGUGCUUGGGUUCCCAAGCCCUAAGGGUGACUGGGAAUUCUACUUGGCGAGGAGCCUCCCGUUCGGAGCGGCAGCCAGUGUGUACGGAUUCAACAAAGUGGCGCUGGCGAUCCUUCACAUCAUGAUUGUCAAGUUCGGAGCUAUCGCCACGGACUUUUACGAUGACUACACUCUCUACGAGUUCCGCCCCGCCGCGAACCUGCUUGACAAGAUCCUGAUGAGGUUGCUGGAUUUGCUGGGGUGGGCUUACGCUAAGUCCGGACGGAAGUUUGUGCCUUUCGACGAGCGGGUGGUUUCUCUGGGGGUUUCGUUGAAUCUCGAUGAGAUCUGGAGUGGCGCGCUCAAGGUCGAAAACAAGGCCGGGCGUCUCGAGAAGAUUGCUUCGCUUCUCCGUCAGAUUGCCGAAGGCGGGGCCGUAACACGUUCCGAUGUUGCUUCGCUGCAUGGGCUUAUCAACUUUGCGGGCGGACUGAUCAUGGGUUUCGAGCUGAAGCCUACUUCGAGGAUGCUCUCAAGGGCCCUGUCUGGUCCUUUCCUUGGCAACACGGCUGAGCUGACGCAGGCCUGCGCGCUGGCGCUUGAUGUCAUCGCGCAGUGUAGACCGAAGCGGUGCCCGGCAUCGAUCCUGCCGCCCAUUGUUCUCUACACUGACGGUGCCUUUGAAAAGAACCGGGUGUGUCAGCAGCUGAUGGACCACUGGUCUAGGGAAGCCGGAUCGCAGGUGAUCUGUCAGAUAGAGGCGUAUGCCUUGGCCAUUACCCUUUUCGGUGUCCGAGGUCUCCUGAAAGGCUGCUCGGUUCUGGCAUGGAUCGACAACAACGCUUGCUUGUACGGCUUUGUGAAGCGCUAUUCGCCCUCAACUUCACUGAUGCGGCUCAUCUCCUUAGAAGCCUUGAUGGAAAGUUCGAUGGAGGCCCUCUUGUGGUUUGAAAGGGUCCCAUCGAAGAGCAAUCCGGCGGACCUCCCGUCGCGGGGCUUGAUGGACGAGACCUGUCGCCGCUUCGGUGUGACAAACAAGGGCGAUGUAGCAGUCACUUCGACGAUGAUGAAUUUCAUUGUCGCUCAGCAUUACGAGCCGCGGUUCGCUCGGGCGAUUCUUGUUGCAUCGCCUCCUUUAGCCAUCACCCUGGUGCAAAUACCCCCGUUGCAGGAGGAGGUGAGGAAAACAGUCGAGCGUCCGAGCGAAGCCAUUGUAAUGAGUUCGAACCCUUUGUUCCGGAACAUUUCAAAAACCUAUGCUCAGUCUGGACACAUUUUUUGA